This is a messenger RNA of Seminavis robusta, 1852 nucleotides long. NCBI's taxonomy places the organism in Eukaryota, Bacillariophyta, Bacillariophyceae, Naviculales, Naviculaceae. The record is from the annotation of a GenBank genome assembly.
GUACUUUGUACGGCGGAGGUAAAUAGUGCGCACAUGUGCUCACUUGCUCACUCUUCGGCCGUUCACUCUCAACACCCUCAGCGUUUCCGCAAACAAGUGCUUCGAGUACUAGCUAGUACAUGUAUUCUAAUAUAGGACAUGCCUGAACCACAACCUCAAAGUUCCUACGAUGCCUUCAAUUCGGUGGACAAGCUAGUCUCGAAACCAAUUCUGGGCAGCGAUGGAGCCGCUAGUUGGCAAGAGUUUCGUAAUGACAACAAAAAGACCAUCUACAAAAACAAAGAAUCGUCGGCUCCUUUGGCACCGUUGAAAAAGGCCGACAAACUCGGUUCCGGCCUCACCAGUUGGUCCGAAGAACGAUCCCGGGAAGAAGUGGCUCGACAAGAAGCUGGACAUGCGGAAUUGGGAAAAGGAUACACCAACUUCAAGGCCAAAAAUGAAGAUCCUCAAGCGAGAAAGGAGAAGAAGAGAAUAGAAGAGCGGCGACGACCCGACAAUAUCGAGUAUUUUCUACCAGCCAAAGCGUUUGAUGGAUGGAAGUGGGAUUACAUCUUUACGACAAAGGAGGAUCGAGGGACUGGUUAUUAUUGGGAUGGAAGUGACAGCUUGAAGAGACUCAAGGGGGAGUUACCCGCCACGGCUGGACCGGACAAUCUCAUUACAAGUCUCCAGAAAAACACCACCGAUGAUACAGAUGAAGCAGUUUCUACUACUACUACUACUACUACUGCUGGAAAGCACAAUCGUUCCACGGAGGGAGGAGACGAUGAGCAAGUCAAAGCAAAGAAAAAGAAGAAACGAAAGAAAGCGGCGCCGGUGAUCGUGGACGAUCCCAACAAUCCACUCGAACAGGUACAGGCGGCAAUUCGAAAGCGAAACGAACGCUUGGGCAUUUCCAACGAUGAUGGCCUGCCAGACGGGUGGGAAGCAGCUCCCGAUCCAUCCACAGGAAAAGUAUACUACUUUCACCGACAAUCCGGGACAAGACAAUGGGAAAAGCCCAAGAACGAGAGGCUUCCGGAAGGCUGGAAUGUGGCACAAGAUAAGACUACUGGGAAGACCUACUACUUUCACACAAGUGGAGAGACUCGAUGGGAAAAGCCAACAUGAAUUCUGUUGCAAGCUAAUAAAGUCGAAUGGAAUCAAUCGUUGCUAGCCAGUAAAUAGUCUGAGAUCUCCCCACUACAGCGUAAUGAACUCAUGACUUGAAACGUUGCUUCCACAUGUACAAUGGUGACCCGCUGAGUUGCAGUUGGCGUUGGCGUUGUGUAGAAUGCUCCAUUUGGUUGGAACUUACUGUUGAGUCACGGAGCAUGUUGGAGAUAUCCAAAGGUGAGGUAGGGUGUUUGCCCUCCUCAGCUCGUCAAAAACAGGUCAGACUUAUGGAUUACCACCAACAAAUCAACAAAUUCUGUGAUGGUGGUUUCCGAUUGUUGUGGUUUUUGUGUCCAUUCCACUGAGGGUUGCAUAAAUGAAUGGAAGCACAACUCCACAGUUUUUGGACCCAUGCUUGGUGGACCAUCGUUGCAUGCCUGCGGGAAGGGUUUUCAUAAGGCGGUGGGACAUCUGCCAGUGAAUGUGAUGAGUUGCCGCUGAGGAAACCUUGCCGGCGAGUCAUGAUAGUCAGUCGUCCAGUACUUUAAAAUGGCAGGGGUGCAGAUGGCUUCAAUGAGGGUGGCCUUGGUGGGAGAAGCCAGCUUGGUGUCAGCUUGCCAAAUGGACCAGCCUUCACCUUCGAAGCACAGCUGAGGGGGGCAGUUGGGUUGUGCUGUUCAAUUGUUCUGCGGUAGGACCGCCCAGCAUUAGAAUUAAUACAAAAAUUAAAAAUUACCAUCUAUAUAUUCAUUGCUCG